Molecule: messenger RNA, 2159 nt
Organism: Delphinapterus leucas (beluga whale)
Lineage: Eukaryota; Metazoa; Chordata; Mammalia; Artiodactyla; Monodontidae
Gene: APMAP
Product: adipocyte plasma membrane associated protein
Cellular component (GO): endomembrane system
Molecular function (GO): arylesterase activity
Source: RefSeq, a predicted model, not a curated record
AGGCGGGGGAACGGGGCUCAGGCAGCAGGCGCACGGGCGCCAUGAGCGAGGCGGAUGGGCUGCGGCAGCGCCGGCCCGUGCGGCCGCAGGUUGUCACGGACGAUGCCCGGGUCCCGGAGGCCAAGGGCGGCAGCUCCUUCAGUGGCAGAGUGUUCCGAGCCACCUUCCUGAUGCUGGCUGUGUUCCUCACCGUCCCCCUGCUUGGUGCCAUGAUGCUGCUGGACUCUCCCAUAGACCCACAGCCUCUCAGCUUCAAAGAACCCCCGCUCUUGCUUGGUGUCCUGCAACCAAAUACGAAGUUGCGACAGGCGGAAAGGCUUUUUGAAAAUCAGCUUGUUGGGCCAGAGUCCAUAGCACAUAUUGGGGAUGUAAUGUUCACUGGUACAGCAGAUGGUCGAAUCGUAAAACUUGAAAACGGUGAAGUAGAGACCAUCGCCCGGUUUGGCUCAGGCCCAUGCAAAACCCGAGAUGAUGAGCCUGCUUGUGGGAGACCCCUGGGCAUCCGGGCCGGGCCCAACGGGACCCUUUUUGUGGCUGAUGCAUACAAAGGGCUAUUUGAAGUAAAUCCCUGGAAAGGUGAAGUAAAACUGCUGCUGUCCUCCGAGACACCCAUUGAGGGGAGGAAAAUGUCCUUCGUGAAUGAUCUUACAGUAACUCGGGACGGGAGGAAGAUUUAUUUUACGGAUUCUAGCAGCAAAUGGCAAAGACGAGAUUAUCUGCUGCUGGUGAUGGAGGGGACAGAUGAUGGUCGCCUGCUGGAGUACGAUACCGAGACCAAGGAGGUGAAGGUUUUGCUGGACCACUUGCGGUUUCCCAACGGGGUGCAGCUCUCACCUGCGGAGGACUUUGUCCUGGUGGCGGAAUUGACCAUGGCGAGGAUCAGGAGGUUCUACGUGUCUGGCCUGAUGAAGGGAGGGGCCGACCUGUUUGUGGAGAACUUGCCUGGAUUCCCAGACAACAUCCGAGCCAGCAGCUCCGGGGGUUACUGGGUCGGCAUGUCGACCGUUCGCUCCAAUCCUGGGUUUUCCAUGUUGGAUUUCUUAUCCGAGAGACCGUAUCUUAAAAGAAUGAUUUUUAAGCUGUUCAGCCAGGAGACGGUGAUGAAGUUCGUGCCGCGGUACAGCCUCGUCCUGGAGCUCAGUGACAGCGGGGCCUUCCGGAGGAGCCUGCAUGACCCCGAUGGGCAGGUGGCCGCUUACGUGAGCGAGGUGCACGAGCACGACGGGCACCUGUACCUGGGCUCCUUUAGGUCCCCUUUCCUCUGCAGACUACGCCUGCAGUCUGCUUAGGCCCGUCGUUGCCCUGUGCGCCACCCCUGGGCCAGGAGGUGCGUGGACACACCCUUCCCACCUGCACCUGCCGGUCCGCAGCGGUGUGGUGCAGCCUCUCGGGGCACUGUUACCUGGACACCUGGACUUGGCCUUGCAUCUGCCCUGGGGAAGAUGAGUCCCAUGUCUCUUAAAAACUCUCCCAAGUGCAGUGAUUCUUUAGGCCCCAGGGACUUGGUGCACUUAACAGGCUUCAGGUGUGGGGAUGGAGCUGUGGGUGAGUCGGCUGGCGUCGCGCUUUUGCUGCUGGCUGUGUCCCGCCAGCCUCGAUGUCUUUGUUGUUAAAUGGGUGAUACGUGUCUUUGUGAGAGGGGCUCCGGGAGGGCGCGGAGAGCUCAGAGGAAACGUGUGUGAAGCCUCGGAUGGGCUGUGCAGGUGAAGAGGGCACGCUACGUUCCCCAGAAUCAAGUGAGACCUGAGCCUCGGCCCUGGGCGUCCCUCCCGUGGCUCCCUCCCUCCUGCUGCACCUGGCCCCUCCCUACCCGGGUACCCGCCAGCGCUCUGCAGGCAAGGACCUGGGUGUGUGUGGAGGAAGAGCACGUUGAUUCCAGCAGCUCAGAGGACUCACCGGCUUCUCCGUGGACAGCCUGCCGUGUGGAUCAGAGGAUGGGGAGUGAAGGUGGGCGCUGGGCACCAGGAGUCCUGUUCACACACCUGGUUCCUCACCCCAGACCCAGGUGUGAAUAGUGCACGUGCUGGGGUUGCGUCUGCUCUAGUGUUACAAGCCUGAUGCUGCUCUGUAUCCUGACGGGGUGUCCACACGUGGUCCCGGUUGGGGGGUGAUCCGUGUGAUUGUGGUAAUUAAAUGGACUUUCCUGCUGAUUAACCUCU